Molecule: messenger RNA, 1538 nt
Organism: Prorocentrum cordatum
Lineage: Eukaryota; Dinophyceae; Prorocentrales; Prorocentraceae
Source: the annotation of a GenBank genome assembly
CGAGCUUCUGUCCUGUCCUGUGUUGCCGAGGGCUGUGCUGUGCCACGGGCCGAAGCCUUGGGCCGCGUUCCCCCCCUGGGCCGCUUCGGCUCAAGCCGUGGCCCUCCCAGGAGCCCCGAGCGCUCCCUGGCCCAAACGCACCCCUCGGUGGGCCCUCUGGCCUCCCGCCGUGCCAACGGAUGGUCGCCGCGGGAAGGUACCACACGGUCCUGCUCAGGAGCGACGGCACGGCCGUGGCCUGCGGCGACAAUAGUGGCGGCCAGUGCGCCGUGCCAGCGCUGGACGGCGGCCGGACCUACACGCAGGUCGCCGCGGGAGGCGACCACACGGUCCUGCUCAGGAGCGACGGCACGGCCGUGGCUUGCGGCGACAAUGCAUUCGGCCAGUGCGCCGUGCCAGCGCUGGACGACGGCUGGACCUACACGCAGGUCGCCGCGGGAGCCUGGCACACGGUCUUGCUCAGGAGCGACGGCACGGCCGUGGCCUGCGGCGACAAUGCAUUCGGCCAGUGCGCCGUGCCAGCGCUGGACGACGGCUGGACCUACACGCAGGUCGCCGCGGGAGCCUGGCACACGGUCCUGCUCAGGAGCGACGGCACGGCCGUGGCCUGCGGCGACAAUACAGACGGCCAGUGGGCCGUGCCAGCGCUGGACGGCGGCCGGACCUACACGCAGGUCGCCGCGGGAGGCAGGCACACGGUCUUGCUCAGGAGCGACGGCACGGCCGUGGCUUGCGGCGACAAUGAAGACGGCCAGUGCGCCGUGCCAGCGCUGGACGGCGGCCGGACCUACACGCAGGUCGCCGCGGGAGCCUGGCACACGGUCCUGCUCAGGAGCGACGGCACGGCCGUGGCUUGCGGCCUCAAUGCAUUCGGCCAGUGCGCCGUGCCAGCGCUGGACGGCGGCCGGACCUACACGCAGGUCGCCGCGGGAGGCAGGCACACGGUCUUGCUCAGGAGCGACGGCACGGCCGUGGCUUGCGGCGACAAUGAAGACGGCCAGUGCGCCGUGCCAGCGCUGGACGGCGGCCGGACCUACACGCAGGUCGCCGCGGGAGCCUGGCACACGGUCCUGCUCAGGAGCGACGGCACGGCCGUGGCUUGCGGCCUCAAUGCAUUCGGCCAGUGCGCCGUGCCAGCGCUGGACGGCGGCCGGACCUACACGCAGGUCGCCGCGGGAGGCAGGCACACGGUCUUGCUCAGGAGCGACGGCACGGCCGUGGCUUGCGGCGACAAUGAAGACGGCCAGUGCGCCGUGCCAGCGCUGCACGGAGCGCUGACGUACACCGCAAGCCUGCUCGUCGGUGGAACGCUGCUUCUGCAGGCGUCGCUCGACGGCGACGCGGUGCGCUUCCUGACCCUGGGCGGUUUGGAGCGCUGCCAGGCCCCGGCGGCGCCCGGCGCGCCGCUCGCCGGCUUGCGCGACUGGCUGGCGGGCGAGUUGGGCGCGGGCAGGCUGGGCCCCGGGCUCGCCCGCGCCGACGCGGCCCUGCCGGGCGGGCGGCUCCUGAGCGGGGCCUCGGCGGGCGAGACCGUCGCG